AUGUUUGUUGGUACAUUGGUCAUUAUUAUAUGCACGACAUUGAUCAUUAUUAUUAAAAAAAUUUUAAAAAGGAAAAAAGAAAAAUUAAAUCUUAAAGAAAGCAAAAAAAAAAAACAAGAUAAUGAACGUAAAAAUUUUGAAGGGUUAUUAACAAAAAAGAGAGUUGAAGUUGGAGAUCUAAAGAAAGAGAUUGAAAAAUUAAAUAAAGAUAAAAUUGAACUUGCAAAGAAAUUGAAUUGUUAUAUUGGUGAUAGUUCAAUUCCAGCCAAUGGUAUUAGAGAGUAUGAUAUUAUCAUUGAUAUUCCAUCUGUUGAUUAUUUAUCACAAUCUCGUAAAUCGUGGAUAAUUUAUGUUUCAAAUCAGUUAAAGCAAAAGAUGGGUAGUUCAAACUACAAUAAAAAAAGACCAUUACAUUCCUUAUUGAAAGAGUAUAAAAAGUUUUCAACUCUUGCAUGUUUAGGUGUACUCAAUAAAGGUAAAACAUUCUUUAUCAACAAAUACAAUGGUACCUAUUUACCAAGUGGAACUCAAGCACAAACCAUUGGAUUAUCACUCUCAAUAUCAAGUCUUAACGAAACCAUCACUAUCGAUACAGCCGGCUCAAAUACUGCUUUACAAGUUUGUGAAGAUAAAACCGAAGAGCAUUUAGCAAGAAAAGAAUCCACUGAAAUGUUUAUUUGUGAUAUGUCAUUUUCAUUAGCUAGUAUCAUCGUUUACGUUUUAAAUGAAUUAACUUGGAAUGAUCAAAGAUUUAUUUUAGCACUUCAAUCGAAAAUUCAAUCAUUAAGAUCUGAAAGUAAUAUUAUAAAAAAACUAUUAGUCGUUCACAAUUAUCCUAAAGUCAAUUCACAAGAAGAACUUUUAUCUGAAAUUAAAACCUAUAUAGAGUCUCCAUUCAAUGGUAAUUUUCAUCAUCAUCAUGUUGAUAUUAAAAAAAUAGAAUCAAAAGAAGAGAUAGUUUUAUUUUUCGUUGAAUCUGUAAAUAAAACCCAUCAUUUCUUUUUAUGUAAUGAUAAUUCAGAAUUUGGUAAAAGAUAUAAUCAAUUAACAAUUGAAAAAAUUAGAACUUAUAAAAACUAUAAUGAUAACUUGGAUUUAGAUAAAGUUUUAUUAACUUCACUUCAAAAUAACAUGAUACCAUAUUGUAAAUCACCAAAAAAAUUAAAAAUUACUGAACAUGAACCAACUAUUAAUCAAAUUAAUAAUAAUAAUAGUAGUAAUAAUAAAUCACAGCUUGAAGAAAGACCAAUAGCAGAUAGUCUUUUUCAAACUCAAUCGUUUUUACAUCCAUCCAUCGAUGAUACUAUACAAGAUAAUGAUAAAUCUGGUAGUGAGGUAUCAACACCAACAAUAUCAUCAUCGUCAUCAUCACCAUUGCAACCAAUUAUUAAAGAUGAAAAGGAUGAUAAUAUUGAAAAUAAAUCUGAUGAAGCUAAUACAAGUUUAAAAUAUAAACCAUUGUUCACAUCAUUUGGUACUGAUGAAUAUUCAAAACAUUUAAAGGAAUUGUGUAAGUUACAUCAAAUGGUAUCACCACAUAGAAGUUCAAUUAAACAAAUACCAGCAUUUACAAUUUCUCCAGAGAUUGAUUGUAAUAGAGAAAAUGAUUUUAAGUUAAUAGCUAAUAGAAUCGAAAUUAUUGGUUUAAAUAUGGUUUUUUCAUCUGGUUUCAAACCAUUUCAUGAUAUAGUUAAAGUUAAUUCCGAUUUACGAUAUAUCAUUGAAGUACCUCAAUUAGAAAUGGAAGAUAUCGAAUUUGAAACAAAACAUUUAGGUAGCCAAUGGUAUCUCAAUAUAAAAGGAAUAAAGAAAUUAAGAUAUGAUUCAAAUGAUCAAACAACCGUUUAUCCAAGUAAUUUGACAUCAUUAUGUCCUUCUCAAAAUCAAAGACGUGAUGGUCUCUUUGAAUUCUCACUACCAAUUCCUACCGAGUAUUUACCUAUUAAACCAGCUGUUUCUUUAGAUAAAGGCGUUAUUACUUUCAAAUUUGAAAAAAUAGGAUAA
Messenger RNA from Dictyostelium discoideum AX4, 2004 nucleotides. Its product is annotated as heat shock protein Hsp20 domain-containing protein. NCBI's taxonomy places the organism in Eukaryota, Evosea, Eumycetozoa, Dictyosteliales, Dictyosteliaceae. The record is from RefSeq and is a predicted model, not a curated record. Gene Ontology annotation, cellular component: membrane. Bases 1 to 2004 code for a protein of 667 amino acids. The transcript has a single exon.